This is a messenger RNA of Myzus persicae (green peach aphid), 737 nucleotides long. RefSeq names its product transcription elongation factor 1 homolog. The record is from RefSeq and is a predicted model, not a curated record. Gene Ontology annotation, molecular function: RNA polymerase II complex binding. Gene Ontology annotation, biological process: transcription elongation by RNA polymerase II. The transcript has 3 exons. Lineage: Eukaryota; Metazoa; Arthropoda; Insecta; Hemiptera; Aphididae. Bases 441 to 689 code for a protein of 82 amino acids. Gene Ontology annotation, cellular component: transcription elongation factor complex.
UUAUACUUCCACAAGACAAACAUAAACGUGAAAUGAUUUCUGGUCUCUGGAUUUGUGUUAGGCGGUACUCCAGUAGUACCUAGCAAGUUCCAAGUAGCCUAUUCUAAAUUCUAGUACUUAAUUGUUCAGAGAUCUUUUCUAUUGUCGCUUGUUCAAUUUGUUCGGACGUUAUUACUGUUUACAGUCUAUCCCGAUUUAUAAUUGAAUAUUGAUCAAAUUAAAAUUAAUAAUUAAUCUGUCGAUGUAGUAAAAAAAACCCAAAAAACUGAGAAGUGACUACUAUAAAAUUAUUUCUUAUUUCACACAAUAAUUUUUGAAUUAAAAAAAAAUAAAUAUUUUGUCUGUGAUACAACGUAAUUCCAAUUUCUCGGAGCGAUAUAUUGUUUUUCGUCAGUUGUUGACGAUUCGCCCAGUCGCCCAGUCAGCAGUCACCCAGUGCGAUGGGUCGAAGGAAGAGUAAAAGGAAGCCGCCUGCGAAAAGGAAAGCCAUAGAGCCCCUGGACACGCAGUUUAACUGUCCGUUUUGCAAUCACGAAAAAUCUUGCGAAGUCAAAAUGGACAAGAGUCGAAACGUGGGCAAAGUGUUUUGUCGGGUUUGCCUUGAAUCGUUUCAAACAACUACAAGCUUUUUGUCAGAACCAGUUGACAUAUAUAACGAUUGGGUAGAUGCAUGUGAAGCGGCUAAUUGAUAAUGGGUGGCUACAGAUACAAGACCAAAAUUAAACAAUAAAUGGACU